Messenger RNA from Xiphophorus maculatus (southern platyfish), 1947 nucleotides. RefSeq names its product tripartite motif-containing protein 35-like. Gene Ontology annotation, molecular function: zinc ion binding; protein binding. The transcript has 2 exons. Bases 235 to 1620 code for a protein of 461 amino acids. NCBI's taxonomy places the organism in Eukaryota, Metazoa, Chordata, Actinopteri, Cyprinodontiformes, Poeciliidae. The record is from RefSeq and is a predicted model, not a curated record.
GGCACUACAUCUUUGUCUCAAAGUCAAAACAGCAGGAAACAGUUUAGAGAGAAAAAAAACUAAUCGAGAAAGCACACUGAGGAUCACUUGUUUCACAUAACUUCUUUACCUGUUCAGAGCAAACUAACGCUGAACAAGGAGAACAGAGAGAGAGCAGGGAGACUGCGACACUGAAACAGACGCCUGCAAAAAGAAAAAUCAGGAAAUCAAAGUGAAACUUCACUCAGAGACAAAAUGGCUUCCAGAUCAGAGGAGGAUCUCUGCUGUCCGGUCUGUCAGGACGUCUUUAUAGAUCCGGUUGUUCUGUCAUGUAGCCACAGCUUCUGUAAGGAGUGUCUGAAGAACUGGUGGAGAGAGAAACCAGCAAGAGAGUGUCCAGUUUGUAAGACCAUAUCAUUCACCAAAGAUCCUCCAGUUAGUCUGACUCUGAAGAGACUCUGUGAAUUAUUCUUACAGCAGCGAGACAAAAAUGUUUCAGAGGGUCUCUGCAGUCUGCACUCUGAGAAACUCAAACUCUUCUGUCUGGACCACCUGGAAUCAAUUUGCGCCAUCUGCAGAGAUUCAAAAAAACACAUCAACCACAGAUUCAGACCCAUCGAUGAAGCUGCUCAGGAUCACAGAGAGAAUCUGAAAACAUUUCUGGAGCCUUUAAAGAAGAAACUGGAGCUGAAGAAGAAAGUUAAAGAGGAGUUUGAUCAGACAGCAGAACACAGGAAGGUCCAGGCCCGACACACAGAGAGGCAGAUUGUUGAGCAGUUUCAGAAGCUUCAUCAGUUUCUAGCAGAGGAAGAGGAGGCCAGGCUGGCUGCACUGAGGGAGGAAGAGGAGCAGAAGAGAGGGAUGAUGAAGGAGAAGAUGGAGGCUCUGAGCAGAGAGAUAGCAGCUCUUUCAGACACAGUCAGAGCCACAGAGGAGGAGCUGAGAGCUGCAGACGUCUCAUUCCUGCACAACUACAAGGCUGCAGUGGAAAGAGUCCAGCGCGGCCCCCUGCUGGAGGAUCCACAGCUGCCCUCAGGAGCUCUGAUAGACCAGGCCAAACAUCUGGGCAACCUGGCCUUCAACAUCUGGAGCAACAUGAAGAACAUGGUGACCUACACUCCUCUGGUUCUGGACCCAAACACGGCUGGGUCAAGACUCUUCCUGUCUGAAGAUCUGACCAGUUGGACAGUAGGAGAGAUGAAGAAGCUUCCUUAUAAUCCAGAGAGGUUCAAGUCAUGCCGUUCUGUUCUGAGCUCUGAGGGUUUUAACUCAGGGAACCACAGCUGGGAUGUUGAUGUUGGACACAGUGAAGACUGGAUGCUUGGUGUGUUUGCAGAAUCUGUCCAGAGGAACGGAGACAUAGAGUCUGGAUUGUUGGUUUUAGGGUUCAGUAAAGGUAAACACUCAGCAUGUUCUCCAUCAGCUGCUUUCACAUUUCUCUCAGUCCAGAAGAAACUCCAGAGGAUCAGAGUGAAUCUGGACUGGGACAGAGGAAAACUGACGUUCUCUGAUCUGGACACUAACACACACAUACACACCUUCACACACACCUUCACUGAAAAGAUGUUUCUAUUCUUCAACACUCAUGAUAAAAUAAAAAUCCUGCCAAUGAAGAUCUCUGUGGUCAAACAGCAACUCUGAUCUUCUCAGCAUGAAGAACAAAGUCUAAAUGAAACCAUAUUUAUCAAAUCACAAAUCACAUGACAGGUUUUCAUGUUUACUUGAGGUACAUCUCAACAGAUUGCUAGUUGGAUGAAACCAUUUAGUUUCUGAUCAGCACCAAUAACUCUCAGCGUUUCUGUCUGACUUCAUGUCUGCUGCUCCACAACAUGGAAACAUUCUGGGUUUAGUUUCUGUUACAUAAUCUUUUUGUUCAUAUGAGGUGAGAAGGACUUUGUUAAAAGGUAGAAACUUUUCUUCAUGAGACUGGAAGUUGGUUUCAAGUGUGAAAAUAAAAAGUAAACUGUU